This is a messenger RNA of Aspergillus heteromorphus CBS 117.55, 1263 nucleotides long. RefSeq lists its product as uncharacterized. Lineage: Eukaryota; Fungi; Ascomycota; Eurotiomycetes; Eurotiales; Aspergillaceae. The record is from RefSeq and is a predicted model, not a curated record. The transcript has a single exon. The annotation marks the transcript as partial.
UCCUCCACGGAGGCCCCGAAGAACAAUGCCAUCAAAGACCCGUGUGCCGCUGCGCGCUCCGCAAUCCGUCGCCAGCCUACCCUCCGCCGCCCUUCGCGCUAUGGCUCCACCCUGCGCAGCGCAACCCUCCGAUCGCCCUUCCCUCGUCCGCUGGUGGAUGAGAUCGAGCGCGAGGCGAAUGGCCUCCCCCGCCAUGUCCGCUCUCCGCUGUCGAACCCCAGCACCGCCGACGACCCGUUCGAUCUGACCACCGGCCUCCUGGAUUCAAGUCGACGCGAAGCGGGUCAGCGGCUGCUGAGCGAUGCGCUCCGUCAUGACCGUCCGGGCCAGCGCCUCAGAAUUCCACAAAACUCGUCUUUCCCCGACUUCUACCGCCGCCCGUCGCCCGGGGUCGAGGUGAACAACAACAGGCCGGAGCAGGAUGCUCCAUCCUUCACACCACGCUUCGCCCCUGCGAUCGCAUACCACAGGACGUCGUCUCCUCAGGCGCACCCCGAUGCCCUCCGCCUGUCGCGGUUCCUUCGACCGGAUAGCCUGGGGGAUCUCUCGAUCGCGGCGGCCUUUCCGUCAUUGCGACGCGUCGGACAGCGAUCGAUCAAUGAGGCGACCCGCCCUGCCCGCGAAGCGAUGGUCGAUGGCCUCGGCGAUCGCCAGAGAAGUGUCAGUCCGGACGACGACCAUGCCAAUGAUGCGUGGGAGACUCUCCUCACUACGAUCACACCGGAUACCAGCCUCCCCAGCGCCGAUUCCUCCUUCACGUCGGCCUCUGCAUCGGGGACGACUGCUUCGACGAUCGGGACGACCCGGAGCUCCGCAACCUCACUGCAACCCAUGUCCAACCCCAUGGACUCGGGUGCGAAUGCCCUACAAAGAGCGCUUGAUCCGUACCCCGAGUUUCUGAACCCGUGUGACUAUUCGAGCUCGACCGACUCGGAAAGCGAUUCGGAGUCGGGGAUCUCGCAGCAGUCGCUGUUCCGGCGGUACCGACGUAUCCGGCAGAUGGAGUCGCUGCGACGUGCCCAGCAUCUCCAGUCGACGAUGAGCAACCAUCCUCCAAUUCCCACCAUCUCCUUUGCAUUCUCCGAUUCUUCUUCCUCGGACCCCGACCUGCACCAGAUGCAGGCCAUCCUCGACCGACUGGCGCGCCGGGAGGAUAUUCCGGACGAGUGGUGGGCGGCAGCGGGCCUGUCUCGCACCCUUGGGCGUCGGAUCGGGGAAUCGCAUGGCGCCGAGACGGUGGACGGGCCACUUCCGCCGCGAUGA